AUGCGACCCCAAACUGUAGAGGUAUCCCACGACAUUGCCCAGGAUAUCAUUAAUCUCCAGGGCACUGAAAUUGCCAGCUUACGUCGUGAACUGGAUGCUGCAAGGAGUCGCAUAGCCAGUUUAGAGAAGACAGUAGUCGAAGGUGAUGAAUCGAAGGUGCUCUGUCAAGAACUUCGUAUCCUCGUCACGGAGGUAACGAAUGUCAGAAAUUUACAAGAGAAGGUUCAGAAAACCACGUAUACCAAUGAGAGUCUCCGCGAUGAACGCAAGAAUUUGCAAGAGCAGUUGAAGGAGACAAAGAACCAGAUUGAUGCACUGAAGUUACAGCUCUCAGAGGAGUUGAAAGACCAGAAAUCUUUAAUGAUGAGAAUCGCACAGCUUGAGAGUGUGAAUGAGGACUUAAAGGCCAAAGUUGAGCAGAGUAAUAAAGUGGAGCAACUUGUUCGAGAGCUACAAAGCCUUGUUGAGCUCGUGAUUGCUCAAAACAGGGCCCCCAAGUCACAUACUUCCGAACGGGAAGAUUUGCACGUUAGUCUGAAAUGCACACAGAUCGCAUUUGCAGAAGCUUCGUUACGGAAUGAUACAAUCUCAAGAGAGCUCUCGGAGGUAUGUGCAUCUCGAGAUGCUCUACAGAAACAAAUUGAGUGCUGUGAGGUACGGAAUGAUGUGAUCCAGAGCGAGCUCUCGGAAGCAUGCAUGUCUCGAGACGCUCUACAGGAACAGCUUAGUCUUUCCGAGUCGCAAAAUCUCACCCUGACAAAGGAAUCGGUGUUGCUGCGUGAAUCUUAUGAUUCACUACAGGAUGAGGUAGACCGCUGUAAAGCUUCUUGUGCAUCCUUGAGGAUGCAAGUGUUCUCCGAUCUCGGGAUGACUCCUCAGUCCAUGCCUGAGUCACUUCCGUCGUGUAUGGCUGAGAUUGAGUGCAUUAGCAGGCAAGCUAAGGAAAUGCAAGAUCAGAUACUCAAAGAAGAGCGCGAGAAUCGCCGGGAAACCCAAGACCUGAUGCAAGAACAGAUAUCGCGUCUCCUGGAUGCCGUCACUGAGCAGGAGAUUUCUUUACGGACUGCUCGUGAGGAACGUGACAAAUCACAGGAAAGUGCGGCCACCCUCCUCACCGAUAUGACUGUGCUUCUUGCAGAGAUUGCCGAGUGUCGGUCGGCGCUCGAUACUGCCAAAGCUCAAGAACAGUUGAUCGAGGCAGCAGUUGCAUCGCCAAGACCAGAGGCUAUCUCCGAUGAUUUGGGACCUGGUGCACCUGCUAAAGACUUUCCUGGUGAACCAUCUGAUCAUAACAUAGUCACUCAAUAUGCUGGGGUAGACUGUGCAAGAGUAGCAGAAUGGGCGGUACUCCCUCCUCGCGGUUUGGGAAAUACAUUCGACUCAGUAGAGACAAUGUUUGUCCCUUUUGCAACGCACGCGGUUAGCUUGGCCAUCAUUCAGAAGACUUUGUUGCCCUUACUAGAAGUGCUGCGGAUGUUUGUAUCACCUGUGCACAAGACUUGGUUUGGGUGA
This is a messenger RNA of Sparassis crispa, 1512 nucleotides long. RefSeq lists its product as hypothetical. The coding region runs from base 1 to 1512 and encodes 503 amino acids. The transcript is spliced from 18 exons. The record is from RefSeq and is a predicted model, not a curated record. Lineage: Eukaryota; Fungi; Basidiomycota; Agaricomycetes; Polyporales; Sparassidaceae.